UCUUCUUCACCACAAUAAAUUUGACAGCAGAAGUUGCUUUUGCUUUGCAUGUAGAGUUCAUCCGUCAUGGAACCUGCAGAAUUCCUGAAUAAUUCGUGAAUUUCAAUUAAAAGUUCAAAUAUUCUGCGAAAUUUAUACCUUGCAUUGUUCUUACAGAUAGUUCUUAAACCGUAAUGGCUCGUCAGUUGAAUCCGAAUCAGCAGAAAAUUGCUGAAAAACUCAUCAUUCUGAAUGAUCGCGGAGUCGGCAUUCUUACACGAAUUUAUAACAUCAAAAAGGCAUGUGGAGACACUAAAUCAAAACCUGGCUUUCUAUCAGAAAAAUCUCUGGAAUCUUCAAUUAAAUUUAUCGUGAAACGAUUUCCUAACAUCGACGUUAAAGGUUUAGCUGCCAUCACCAAUAUCAAAUCGGAAAUCAUCAAAUCACUUUCCUUAUACUACUACACUUUCGUCGAUCUACUUGACUUCAAAGAUAAUGUCUGCGAAAUUCUCACAACGAUGGAUGCUCUUCAAAUUCAUUUGGACAUCACCCUUAAUUUUGAACUCAGCAAAAACUAUCUGGAUUUAGUAACGACUUAUGUUUCGUUAAUGAUUCUGCUUUCCAGAGUCGAAGAUCGCAAAGCUGUUCUUGGACUUUUCAAUGCCGCUUAUGAAAUGCAACAUCAACAAAGUGACCAGAGCUUCCCACGAUUGGGACAGAUGAUUAUUGAUUAUGAUGUUCCGGUUAAAAAGCUGGCAGACGAAUUCAUCCCUCAUCAACGAUUGCUAUCCAGCGCAAUAACAUCACUGACAAAAGUCUAUCCUAUGCGAAACCUAAGUGCGGAGAAAUGGCGAGAACUACAACUUCUCAGUCUAGUUGGCACACCAGCAACUCUUUUGAAAGCAGCUAAAACAGAUACAAUGUCAUGUGAAUACAUUUCCCUGGAGACGCUCGAUCGUUGGGUGAUUUUUGGGCUAAUGCUGAAUCAUCAGCUCUUAGGACAUCAGGAUUUGAUUACUUCAAUGUGGAUAUCGGCCCUGGACUCCAGCUGGGUUGUUGCUUUGUUCCGAGAUGAAGUCAUUUACAUCCAUAUGUAUAUCCAAAAUACGUUUGAAGGAAUGAAGGGAUACGGUAAACGAAUCUCUGAGGUUAAAGAGUGUUACAAUCAGGCAGUGCAAAAAGCGGGAUUGUUACAUCGUGAGAGACGCAAAUUUUUACGAACAGCACUUAAAGAGUUAGCUCUGAUUAUGACUGAUCAACCGGGAUUAUUAGGACCCAAGGCACUGCUAAUUUUUAUUGGUUUAUGCUAUGCUAGGGAUGAAAUUUUAUGGCUCCUUCGCCACAACGAUAACCCGCCGGUUGUGAAAAGUAAAGGAAAAUCAACAGAAGACCUAGUUGAUCGUCAGCUUCCGGAAUUAUUAUUUCACAUGGAAGAACUGCGAGCUUUAGUACGCAAAUACAGUCAGGUUAUGCAGCGCUAUUAUGUGCAGUACCUUUCUGGCUAUGAUGCUAUCGAUUUGAAUCUUAAAAUGCAGCAACUGCAGGUAUGUCCGGAAGAUGAAAGUAUCAUCCUAUCCGCGCUGUACAAUACAGCAGCUUCACUCACAGUGAAACAAGUAGAAGAAAAUGAAACAUUUGAUUUUCGUGCAUUCCGACUUGACUGGUUCCGACUACAAACCUUCAUGAGCGCCAAAUCUGCCAUUCGUAUAGUAGAUUAUCCAGAUCUUGCCCGCUUACUAGAUUCAAUGAUAUUUCACACCAAAAUGGUGGACAAUUUGGAUGAGAUACUGGUUGAAACAUCGGAUUUGUCUAUCUUCUGCUUCUACAAUAAAAUGUUCGAAGACCAGUUUCACAUGUGUUUAGAGUUUCCAGCUCAAAAUCGAUACAUUAUAGCAUUUCCGUUGAUAUGCAGUCACUUCCAGAAUUGCACUCAUGAGAUGUGCCCAGAGGAGCGCCAUCACAUUAGAGAACGGUCUCUCUCGGUGGUAAACAUGUUUUUGGAUGAAAUGGCCAAAGAGGCCAAAAACAUAAUUACUACGAUUUGCGACGAACAGUGCAUGAUGGCUGAUGCAUUACUGCCCAAACAUUGUGCCAAAAUUCUGUCGGCAGCAGCCAAUCGUAAAAAGAAAGACAAAAAUAAAAAGCACAUGGAUGACAUCCGAAGACCGGGCGAUGAAAGCUACAGAAAGACACGUGAAGAACUGACCACGAUGGAUAAACUACACAUGGCAUUGACAGAACUCUGCUACGCUAUCAACUAUUGCCCUACUGUUAACGUUUGGGAAUACGCCUUUGCUCCCAGGGAGUAUCUCUGUCAACAUCUGGAAACAAGAUUCUCUCGUGCUCUUGUAGGUAUGGUCAUGUACAACCCGGAUACCAUGGAAAUCGCAAAACCAUCCGAAUUGCUGGCUUCGGUGAGAGCUUACAUGAACGUGCUACAAACAGUCGAAAACUACGUUCACAUCGACAUAACAAGAGUGUUUAACAACUGCCUAUUGCAGCAAACCCAGGCACAAGAUAGCCACGGAGAGAAAACUAUAGCAGCGCACUAUAAUACAUGGUAUUCGGAUGUUCUGUUGCGUAAGGUAAGCGGAGGAAAUAUAGUAUUUUCUUUAAAUCAAAAAGCUUUUGUUAGUAUAACGCCAGAAGGGUGUAUUCCAUUUAAUCCAGAGGAAUUUUCUGACUUUAACGAGCUACGUGCAUUAGCGGAAUUAAUUGGUCCAUACGGAAUCAAGCUACUGAACGAAUCGCUCAUGUGGCACAUCGCAAAUCAAGUGCAAGAGCUAAAACGGAUGGUUGCGUUGAAUAAGGAAGUCCUCAUUAUACUGCGGAGUAAUUUUGAUAAGCCAGAGAUAAUGAAAGAGCAAUUCAAGCGACUACAACAAGUAGACAAUGUAUUACAGCGCAUGACAAUUAUUGGGGUUAUAUUGAGUUUUCGGCAACUAGCCCAGGAAGCACUUGUGGAUGUUCUUGAUCAACGUAUUCCAUUCCUUCUUUCAUCAGUUAAAGAUUUUCAGGAACACGUCCCCGGAGGCGAUCCUCUUAAAACCGUGUCGGAGAUGGCUUCUGCCUCUGGUUUGAAAUGCAGAGUAGACCCUGCAUUGUCCAAUGCAUUAAAAGCCCAAAAGCCAGAAUUGGACGAAGGUGAACAUUUAAUCGUUUGUCUUUUAAUGGUGUUUGUUGCGGUAUCCAUUCCAAAGCUGGCCAAAAACGAACAUUCGUUUUAUCGUGCAUCGCUUGAGGCACAUACUAACAAUACACACUGCAUGGCAGUUGCAAUCAACAAUAUCUUCGGUGCAAUGUUCACAAUAUGCGGGCAGAAUGAUAUAGAAGACAGAAUGAAAGAAUUUCUGGCUCUGGCUAGUUCCUCGCUUCUGCGUCUCGGGCAAGAAUCUGAUAAAGAGGCGAUUAAAAAUCGAGAAUCUAUCUAUCUCCUGCUAGAUCAGAUCGUUCAGGAAUCCCCGUUCCUGACUAUGGACCUACUCGAAUCGUGUUUCCCCUACGCUCUUAUUCGAAAUGCAUACCAUGCCGUUUACAAGCAAGAACAAAUGUUGAUUCAUUAAAACAUAAAUUUCUCUUUUGAGAAAGUUCUAAGUGAUUUCCUAAACGAAAUCGUAUAUUCUGCUUUUUUGGAAAAACAAUCCGAUCAAAUGUAUCAUACCGUAAUUUUUACAUUCAUAUUUAUAACACAUUUCAGGUUCAUUAAGUCAUUGCUAUUUUGCAUGUUAUAACUAUAAAUUAAAUAUAAACAACUAUUUCUUACCAAAUAUUCAAAAUAUAUGUUCACAAGCUACAUCCCAGGAGAUUUCAAGUAUAAAGUGAAGAAUCUGCAAUGUGCAAAAAUUACAUCUCCAUAUAUUUGCUCUACCAAUAAUUAUCCUGAUUACUAAAAGAACCAGUAAUUACACAGAAAAGCAUAGAGCACAUAUAAAUUAAGUCAAUCAUGAUUCUAAGACAAAACUCGAGCGAAAUUAUUUCUAAGCGGCAAUAUUUCAUAUUUCAUAUAAACAAAUAUAUAAAGCAAACAUCA
Wyeomyia smithii (pitcher-plant mosquito) is the source of this 4009-nucleotide messenger RNA. RefSeq names its product membrane-associated protein Hem (gene Hem). Gene Ontology annotation, biological process: cell migration; cell projection assembly; neuron projection morphogenesis. The transcript is spliced from 3 exons. Gene Ontology annotation, cellular component: SCAR complex. Lineage: Eukaryota; Metazoa; Arthropoda; Insecta; Diptera; Culicidae. Bases 174 to 3542 code for a protein of 1122 amino acids. The record is from RefSeq and is a predicted model, not a curated record.